This is a messenger RNA of Halichondria panicea, 2041 nucleotides long. RefSeq lists its product as uncharacterized. The transcript has 17 exons. Lineage: Eukaryota; Metazoa; Porifera; Demospongiae; Suberitida; Halichondriidae. The coding region runs from base 87 to 1925 and encodes 612 amino acids. Gene Ontology annotation, molecular function: phosphatase activity. The record is from RefSeq and is a predicted model, not a curated record.
UCGAUUUGGGGGGCGGGGCUGCUCGAUGCCGUCACCUCGGUCAUCACAGGUUACAAGUUAAUCAGUACUUGUAUGGUGGAUGCAUCAUGGAGCUAAAGAGUGCAGAUCAGUGGAAGGAGCUUCUUGCAAGUGUGGACAACUUUAUUUUUGACUGUGAUGGAGUGUUGUGGUUAGGAGAAGGAGAAGCUGUUCCUGGAGCACAAGAGGUCAUCAAACUUCUCAGAGAGAAGGGUAAGUCUAUCUACUUUGUCACAAACAGCAGUGGCAAAUCAAGAAAAGAGUAUUUGGUGAAUUUUGACCGUCUAGGAUUUGAGGCGUACAAGAAUGAGAUCUAUAGUGUUGGUUACGUAACUGCCCAUUACCUGAAGCAUGUGCUCAACUUUAAGAAGAAGGUCUACCUGAUGGGACUGUCUGGUCUUGCCCAAGAACUGGACCUGCAGGGCAUACCUCACGUCGGUGUUGGUCCUGAUCCGUUGGUGGGUGGACCGGCUGAAUGGCCCAAGAUAACUCUGGACCCUGAGGUGGGAGCUGUGGUGGUCGGUGCUGAUAGAGAAUUCAACUGGAUGAAGUUGAUAAAGGCAUGCAGUUAUCUACACAAGCCAGACUGUUUGUUCAUAGCAACCAACGAGGACACUAACCUUCCCAUGAAAUCUGACACCAUUAUCAUUCCAGGUAAUGGAUGUAUAGUGAGCAGCAUUAAAGUCGGCUCUGGCAGGGAGCCGAUAGUUGUGGGAAAACCACACUCACCCAUAUUUCAAGUAAUGCAAGACAGUGCCAAAUUGGAUCCGGCUAGAACACUGAUGAUUGGAGACACGUUGUCCACUGACAUAGAGUUUGGAAUCAGGAACGGAAUGAAAACAUUACUCGUUUUGACCGGGCUUUGCCAGAGGAAGGAUCUAGAGGAUCAGAAUGGAACCAAACCAGACUUUUUGUGUGAAUCUGUAGCUGCGUUUUUGACAUAUGGUUGGGGACUAGCUGGUGGUACUAGCAUAGAUGGUACUAGUACUGUGGGAUCGUCUGAGAGUUAUUAUUCAAGCAUCAUGGAGCUAAAGAGUGCAGAUCAGUGGAAGGAGCUUCUUGCAAGUGUGGACAACUUUGUUUUCGACUGUGAUGGAGUGUUAUGGUUGGGAUCAGGAGAAGCUAUUCCUGGAGCACAAGAGGCCAUCAAACUUCUCAGAGAGAAGGGUAAGUCUAUCUACUUUGUUAGUAACAACAGUGGCAAAUCAAGAAAAGAGUAUUUGGUGAAUUUUGAUCGUCUUGGAUUUGAGGCUUACGAGAAUGAGCUCUACUGUGUUGGUUACGUAACUGCUCAUUACUUGAAGCAUGUGCUCAACUUUAAGAAGAAGGUCUACCUGAUGGGACUGUCUGGUCUUGCCCAAGAACUGGACCUGCAGGGCAUACCUCACAUCGGUGCUGGUCCUGAUCCAAUGGUGGGUGGACCGGCUGAUCUGGCCAAGAUAACUCUGGACCCUGAGGUGGGAGCUGUGGUGGUCGGAUUUGAUAGAGAAUUCAACUGGAUGAAGUUGAUAAAGGCGUGCAGUUAUCUACACAAGCCGGACUGUUUGUUCAUAGCAACCAACGAGGACGCCAACCUUCCCAUCAAAUCUGACACCAUUGUUGCUCCAGGGACUGGCUGUAUAGUGACCAGCGUUAAGGUCGGCUCUGGCAGGGCACCGAUAGUGGUGGGCAAACCACACUCACCUAUAUUUCAAGUCUUGAAACAGAGCGUCAAUUUGGAUCCGACAAGAACAGUAAUGAUUGGAGACAGGCUGAACACUGACAUGGAGUUUGGAAUCAGGAACGGAAUGAAGACAAUACUCGUUCUGUCUGGAAUCAGUCAGAGGAAAGAUCUAGAGGAUCAGAGUGAAACUAAACCAGACUUCUUUAGUGAAUCCGUAGCUGGUUUAUUAGCAUGCAAAGACUGAAUUAUAGAGAAUCAGACAUUCAAAAUUGAACUACCCAGACUCUUUAGCAAAUCCGUAGCUGAUAAUUAUAAUGUCAGCAUGCCAACUUGAAUAUAUUAUUAUAAUUAUAAACUUGA